Messenger RNA from Pimephales promelas (fathead minnow), 3446 nucleotides. RefSeq names its product FA complementation group G (gene fancg). Gene Ontology annotation, cellular component: Fanconi anaemia nuclear complex. Gene Ontology annotation, biological process: interstrand cross-link repair. Gene Ontology annotation, molecular function: protein binding. The record is from RefSeq and is a predicted model, not a curated record. NCBI's taxonomy places the organism in Eukaryota, Metazoa, Chordata, Actinopteri, Cypriniformes, Leuciscidae.
GGAGAAAGUAAACUGCGACACACGUUAUCGUCAAAGUUCAUCAUCAUAUACAACACGGAUGCUAAAAUGUUAUUAAUAUUUUAUUAUGAUAUGUAAUUCUUUGGAGCAUUAUAUGUGAAACAGUUGUGUUUUUGAAAAUGUUACAUGUACAUUUUUGGAAGAAACGUAAAAAAUAGGGGAAAAAAUAACUGCGCCACACCGGUGUUGUGAAAUAUUAUCGGGGUCUAGGUGCGUCUCAAUCAGAUUCAGCUCCCUACUAGUUCAGUAGUCAGCACUGAUCAGGGAGUCAGCCAUUAGGUGACUGACCGGCGCGAAAAGUUUCCUGUACUGUGUCACUGUUAAAACGACUGAAAAUAUUAACUCGCGCUCCUCGGUUACCGUUUGCUAGAUGUGUAGUAAGGAUACGCUUAACAAGCCAAUAUACCCUAGCGUUUAAGUAGCUUCUUUUUGUUAUGUUUCUAUUUUACCUAACGUUAGAGAGUCAGUAAAGCUUAUCGUUUUUAAAAAUUACCGAAAAGUAUGGUAUCAUAAUAUUAUUAUACACUCCUAAAAUUCAAUAAAUACAUGUUUUUUUAAAAAAAAUUAUAAACUCCUGUGGUGAAGGCAGCAGUACUUUCCUAGUUUAUAGAAUCACUUCUAUUCUUGAAUUUCUUGUGUCAUAUGUUAAAUAUUUACAAAAUUGCAAUAUGUGUGUUUAAAUGAAAGUGUCAUAUGUCAUGACUUCUCAUUUGUGAAUGGAACUUUAACACAGAAUCAAUAUUUUGAAGAGCACCCAUUAUAGUAAGACCUGCUUAAAGUAAGGGAGGGCUAAAUUUGGUUUGUGAAAGAUUUCUAAUAAAUAUCUAUCAGUAGUCUUUAAGUAGUCUUACUUUUUGACUAUUUCUACUUCUUGUGCUUCCUAAGCUACACUUAGCCUAUAUAUUAAUUGAUGCUCUUCAAAAUAUGUGAAUAGCGCAGAACUCAGCAAUAUUUCAGUCCCCCAAACCUUUAAAGUGGUGGUUCACUAAAAUGAAAUGUUAGGGUAUGAAAUGUUUUAGGGUCAAUUUCUGAGAAGGUAUUGGGGAUACCUAGUGUGCCUACAGUUCAUGAUUAAAGCCUUGAAGGUUUGUUUUUUAUGGGGGAAAGAAGGUGUUUCUUUUAUUUUUAUUAUUAAAUAACUGCGAUUUCUUUUACAGUUUUGUGCAUCCCAAACAGCAGGUAGCGCUGUAUCACUAAUCAUUUGUUCAGACCAGUCUAUGCUUUGUUUAGGGGGAGGAGGGAAAGUUCGAAUCAUGAGGAAGGGGAUUAUUCCGAAUCCGAAAUAUGCAUGAGCUUUCUUUGAUUUAAUAAAGUACACAUGAAACGUUAGGCAGUCUGUUGACUGCCUAUAUUUCGAGUCUUUGACAUGUCUACUAUUCCCUGUUUAGUUGAUAUAUGGAGUGAGGAGAAUAACAACAUAAUAUUGACUUGGAAGCAAAACGAAGUAAACCUUGAGCCAAAUCAAGAUGUUCGGAAGCGAUGCUGUUCAGAAAGCCUUAAACUGCUUCAGAAAAUUCAAGGAAUACCAGCAGCUACUGAACGACUCAAACUUGAAAUGACAGUUUCAUAUAAUACGUUUUUAUUCUCGUUGGGUUUCUCCAACCCCAGUGAGGUUGAGGAGAGUCUCAUCCACACAUUAUUAAGAGCUUUAGAGGCUGCAGGAUCUCAGGUGUCCAGAACUGAUCCAGUGAAGUUGUGGGAGGCUGUUCUUCAGACUUUUGGCAUCUCAGGCAUCGUGCCGCAUGUCUACAAGCUUCUGCUGAUUCAGUGGAUGCUGUGGCUCAUGCACUGUCAGUUAGAGAGAAUUCUUACUCUUCUGACACAGAGUAACCACAAGAGAGAGCAUUCAGCGCCUUUGAAUCUACUGACAGAAACACGAAACCUUGCUUUGAGCUUGGAAGAAGACUCCUCACUAAUGGUUGCCAUGCCAGCAAAGGACCUCAAGGAUCUUUUGCACAUCUGCACUGUGAUAUGUCAAGGGGUGGAACAGAUGAAGAUGGAGAAAUAUUCAGAGGCUCUUGAGGCUUUUCAGGAGGCUAAAGGCCUCCCAAGUCCCAGAAGUCUCUUGGCACAGAUCCACACUCUUACAGGCCAGUGUUUUACUAAGCUGGGUCAGCCCCAUUGUGCUCUCCACUUUUAUCGGAAGGCUGUGGAGGUGGAUUAUGCUUGCCAUAGUGCACUUUAUCAAAGUGCUCUGGUGUUCAGGCAUCUUGGUAAUUCAAAGGCAGAAAUUGAGGCCCUGCAUCUUCUUUACUCAGCAGUCCAGCUGCAGGCUGAUAAAAGUUCAUCUAGUGCUUCACUGGUCUCUCCAGAUACACUGCUUGGUGGUGAACAGAUGACCUUCAUUUGCAGAGUCCCUUCCUCCUCUCUGAUUCUGCACACUUUGGCUCACACAUGUGUGCUCAAUGGCAGUAUUUCAGAUGGUGUUGAUCACUAUCUUGAUCUGUUGGCGUCACUGCAGUCUGAUGGCAAAGAUCUCGUAUCCACAGGGGAUGGCACUUCUUUUCCCAGAAUCCCAGUGGUCUACCUUGAAGCAGGAUUUGCUUUGUUGAAAGCUCAAAGGUAUAGUGAUGCUCUUGUGGUAUGCGAGGAGGUCAUCACUAGCACUUCAGACUUCAUUCCCAAGAGGCUGCUACUUAAUGCUGUUGAAAAACAAAAAUCUGAUUCCGAUGUCGUACUUGGAAAUGUGGACUUUGUGUUAUGGGCUGGUGCGGCCCAUCUCCUUCAAGCACGAGCCCACUGGAAACUGAAGGACACCAAAGAGGCUAUUACAAACUUCACAAGAGCAAUUAAUCAGCUGGUGAAAGUGUUUAUUAAACAGACUGACUGGAAACAAAAAUGUCUUGGAAACACUGAAGCAAUGGUUGAAAGAAUGGCGACUUUGGAAGCAGCAAAAGGACAAGCACUAGCUGGUCGAGGGUGCUGCUUUUUGGAAAGGGGUCAAUUGAAGGAGGCCCUGAGAGAUCUUCAUCUCAGUCUUCAGAUGACACCAGGUUGUAAGAAUACUAAAAUGUGGCUAACCGAGGUCUUGUGGAGGCUUGAUCGUAGAGAGGAAGCAUCAGCUAACUGGAGAGAAGCCCAGACGACUUCAGAUACAACUAAGUCAAUAAACCUACCGCUGUAUUUGCAGGCGUGGCCAGAGGACACGGCUUUUGACUUCACUGACUUGAAGAAGAAAAUGGGCGAAUACCUUCAUGCCAAAAAUGUAAUGACAUAAGACGAGGAUGCUCUCUAUUAUAAAUUGCACCAUGCCAUCUUUUUUUGGUGCAUAACUACAUGCAAAAAAGACUGUUUUAAUUGUGUUGUCUAAUUUACUGUUGUCAGAUGUAACCAUAUAGCAUUAUAAUACUACUGUACUGUACUACUGUAGUUGAAGUUAACAAAAUUAAAGAGCUGUGCUAAUCAGAGGGCAGGAUUUCAUGCUACAA